This is a messenger RNA of Malus domestica (apple), 462 nucleotides long. The record is from RefSeq and is a predicted model, not a curated record. NCBI's taxonomy places the organism in Eukaryota, Viridiplantae, Streptophyta, Magnoliopsida, Rosales, Rosaceae.
AUGGUGGAGUUAGAACCCAGAAAGCAGUUAGAGCAGUACAUUGGCACUGAAGCAGCAGCAUCACCUGCAGCAGCAAUGAUGGUGAAAGCCAUUCGAGUCCAUGAACUUGGUGGUCCUGAGGUCGAACCUGGACAGAUGGUCCUUGUUCACGCUGCCGGUGGAGUUGGAUUCCAUUUAUGCCAGUGGACUAAUGCCAUUGGUGCCACUGUCAUAGGAACCGUAUCAACUCAAGAGAAGCCAGCUCAAGCCAAGGAGGAUGGAUGCCACCAUGUCAUAAUCUAUGAGGAAGAGGACUUUGUCGCUCGUGUGAAAGAAAUAACUUUCAACAAUGGCGUUGAUGUUGUCUAUGAUGGCGUAGGGAAGGUUACGUUUGAGGGAUCGCUGGCAGCUUUGAAGACUCGUGGGCACAUGGUGAGUUUGGGCAGUCAUCAUGUGAGCCAAAUCCGGUUCCCUUACAAGUGA